Molecule: messenger RNA, 2613 nt
Organism: Fundulus heteroclitus (mummichog)
Lineage: Eukaryota; Metazoa; Chordata; Actinopteri; Cyprinodontiformes; Fundulidae
Product: flavin-containing monooxygenase 5
Exons: 11
Coding region: 122-1780 (552 amino acids)
Molecular function (GO): flavin adenine dinucleotide binding; N,N-dimethylaniline monooxygenase activity; NADP binding
Source: RefSeq, a predicted model, not a curated record
UUUGCAACCAGGAGAGAGGAAGGGGAAAAAAAGAGUCAGCGGCGGGUCUGUAUAAAAGUGGGCGCGCUGAUGAGAUCCGUCCCUUUUCCAGAGACAAGCUAAGAAGCGCACAAGCUCCAUCAUGGUGCAGAGAGUCGCAGUGAUCGGGGCGGGCCCCUCUGGUCUGACCAGCAUAAAGGCUUGCCUGGACGAGGGCAUGCAGCCGACCUGCUUUGAAAGCAGCGACGACAUGGGGGGACUCUGGAAGUUCAAGGAAGUGUCCGAGCCCAACAGAGCCAGCAUAUAUCGCUCCCUCACCAUCAAUAUCUGGAAGGAGAUGAUGUGCUACAGCGACUUCCCCAUCCCUGCUGAUUACCCCAACUACAUGCACCACUCUAAAAUCCUGAAGUACUUCAGGAUGUACGCAGAGCACUUUAAACUGCUGCAAUGCAUUCGCUUCCAGACCUCAGUGAAGAAAGUCACGCAGAGACCAGACUUUUCUCGCACCGGCCAGUGGGAGGUGGUGACGGAGGACAAAGAUGGAUUAGAGGAGAGGCACGUCUUUGACGCAGUUAUCUGCUGCUCGGGUCAUUUCAACUACCCUAACCUGCCUCUCAAAGACUUCCCAGGAAUGGAGACGUUUGAAGGCAAAUACUUCCACAGCUGGGACUACAAGGGACCCGAGGACAUGCACGGCAAGAGAGUGGUGGUCAUCGGCAUCGGUAACUCCGGAGGGGACAUCGCCGUGGAGGGCAGCAGAGUUGCAGAGCAGGUGUACCUGAGCACCCGCAGUGGGGCCUGGGUCAUCCGUCAGGUCUCUGACAACGGCUUACCGGUCGACAGGUUCAACACGCGCUUUGUCCAUAUCAUGUUCAAGCUGCUGCCCAUGAGUUUUCUUAACUGGCUCGGGGAGAAGAAGCUCAACGCCAUGUAUGAUCACGCUGUGUACGGCCUCAAACCCAAACACAGGCUCUUCAGUCAGAUUCCAGUGAUCAACGACGACCUCCCCUUCAAGAUUUUGUCCGGGUCGGUCCUCGUCAAGCCAAACGUGAAAGAGAUCCGUGGCUCCACCGUGUUCUUCGACGACGGCAGCGCUGCGGAAAAUGUGGAUCUGAUCGUGUUCGCCACAGGGUACAACUAUGACUUCCCCUACUUGCCAAACGACGUCAUGUACAAGUCAGGGCACCGGGUGGGUCUGUACAAACAUGUCUUCCCCCCGGUCCUGGAGCACCCCACUCUGGCUAUCGUGGGCUUUAUCCAUUCCGACGGAGCCAUCAUGCCACAAGCCGAGAUGCAGGCCCGCUUUGUCACCCGUGUCUUCAGUGGACACAAGAAGCUUCCCUCAAGCCCGUCCAUGAUCAAGGCUGUUGAGAAGGACACCAAGAAUAUAGAGAAAAACUACGUCGUGUCGAGGCUGACACCUUUGCAGGUGGACUUUGUCGAGUACAUGGACGACUUGGCGAAGGAUAUCGGAGUUCGCCCAAGUCUCCUCUGGCUGUUCCUCACGGACUUCCCCCUGUUUAGCCGGGUCUUCUGGGGACCCAUCACGGCUUAUCAGUACCGACUGAUGGGACCUGGAAAAUGGGACGGGGCCCGCCGGGCAAUCUUCACCCAGUUGGAUCGCAUGUACCAGCCCCUGAGAACCCGAAAGCUGGGCCCAGAUGAGAGCUCAUGGGCGGGCUGCCUGAUCAAGUGGAGCUUGAUGAUGGUGGCUGGAGGAAGUGCCGUCUACUACGUCCAAGUUCACCAUCCAACCGUCAUCCCCACCCUGGUGUCCAAACUUCGUCCACAAACAGUCUGAAAAACUCCCUGUUUUACAACCCCUGAUGUUAACUCUUGUCAGGAAGGUUAGCGGGGGAGGGGACAAACAUCGAGCAACGCAGCAAUGUAGCACUUUUCACUGUGAUUUUACUAUGCAGCUGUUCUUAUUUCAACAUGCGUCAUCAGAUUUGGAGCCAGGAUCAGAACCCACCUUCCUGAACAAUGGAAGUAAAAGAAAAAGAGCGACACAGGAAGUCAGGGCGAAGGGAAUAAAGGCAGCAAGGUGUUCCUGCCAUAGAUUAAGGCUUUAGCCAUUGAUUAAAACUUUUCAAACAGGUUGAGGUCGAGGCCACUCCAGGUGAUAAUGUUACGCUGCUUUCUUUAUUUCUAACCCGGUUCUGCUGGGUUUUUGGGAUACUUUGUAUGCUUGGAACACUGAAUUAUGUUUAAAGCCCAACUAAACUCAGAUUAACUAAUCGGAGGUAAAGAAUUGGAGGUCGCUCUUCAUCAUAACCAUGAUGCUACCACCGCCAUGCCUGAACGCCUGUACAGUGUUCUUAGGUUUAAGAUCUUCACCUUGACUUCUCCAAGAAUUCCUCUUGUGAUAUAAAAAUUAAAUACACCUCAAUAGCUCUGCACAGUUUUUGGGUAUAGUUCUGCUCCUGCGCCAAUAACCAAAUAAUGUAACGACCAUAAAUAUUCCACCAUUACAAUACUGUGACAUGUUUCUUAUUAUCUGUUGGAUAUUACAUUUCAUUAUGUUUUAAUGUGUAAUACUACCUUGAGAUGUUUUUAGUGAACAGCAAACAUUUGUCAAAUGAGUAAAUGUUUUAAAGGAGCAUUAAAGUAACGGGUGCUGCAAAUACAACGUUU